Messenger RNA from Diachasma alloeum, 1549 nucleotides. RefSeq lists its product as uncharacterized. Bases 424 to 1284 code for a protein of 286 amino acids. The transcript has 4 exons. Lineage: Eukaryota; Metazoa; Arthropoda; Insecta; Hymenoptera; Braconidae. The record is from RefSeq and is a predicted model, not a curated record.
GGUGGAAGGUCUUUCAGUCAGCACUAAACGACUGUCCGGUCAUCAUUGAUAUUCCCCAGUGUCAUUAAAAAAAAGAAAAACAUCGGGUAUAGUUGAAGAUUUGAAAACCAAUAUUCACUGUUCGAGCAUUUUGUCAAAAACUGCUGCCGCUGAAAUGUGAAUUAACAGUUUCAAUGACGUUCUGCUAGAGAUCAAAGAUAUGGCGGGGAGGUACGAUGAAAUAAUUCGACGUUAGAUGAUUAUCUCCAACGGCAUGAUAAUUAUCCGCGAUUACUCGCACAAAAAGGAAGAUUUCGGAAUUGGUGGAGAUAUAUAAACAUCUUGGAGUUGAACAGGAAUCACAAACAUAUGAUCGCAGUAUCCAAUAACUGAAAUAUUCGAAAAGAAGAUACUUAAACUGAGUAAGAAAAAAAAAUAUCAUAAAUGCCAGUAUCGUUUUCAUUGCGCCACGCGUAUCUGGCAACCGAACCAGAUCCCAGAAUGAUGCGGAAUCCGAUUGAUCUGUAUGUCGUAGCAGGAUCGCCUCCACUACCACGCCGUGAAAGCGAAUGCUCAGGACGAUCCUUAGCAACACUGCUGGUGGCAUGGGUGAGUGCGGCAAUGGUCGCCUCAGUUCUUUUGCGAUGGAAGUACAUGUGGAUAGCGUUAGCUGUGUUGACACUGCUCUUUCUAAUCGCCUGCGGAUACGCAGCCUUCACAACGCGAAGAAAUCUACAGCGUGAUAUACUAACAGAUGAUCCGUACUUUGAUCAAAGAAGAAGGGAAAUAAAUACGGUAUCGGGGGACCUAGCAUCAUGCGGUGAGAGAGUGGAGCCACCGGCCUACCAUAACUAUUGGAUAACAGAUUUACCACCACCCUACGCUGUUGUGAUUGGCGCAGAGCCUCCCCCUACUCCAGUUGAAGAGAGAGUCCAGUCGCAAGGACCAAGACUAUCAAAUCCGCCACCUUAUUCAGUAGCUGUACAGCAGGAUCACGCAACAACUCCACCUGUGGAUCAAUCACUACCAACGCCAAUUUCCCACGCCAAUUCCAGAGAUGCAACGACUGCAAUAGCUAUUAAUGAUGACAAAGACACAUCUGAACAGUCAAGGGGGGGUCACAGUCAUGUAUUACCUGGUACACAGUAUUUAAGUAACUUCAUAAGUACUCGGUUUGGCCGGGGCAGGUCUAGGAAUCUCGAGCAAUAUUCCACUCAGAGUUCGCAGAGGGAUGGGGGGUGUCAACGUAAUCAGGGGAAUCAAGAUAUAUCUGGGAGUUCAUCCAGACUGGAUAAUGCCUUUUAGACUCAGUUCUUCAUUCUGGCAAUGAUGAUUAAUCCAGUUCAUGCAUUGUGUCAAUAUGUUCAAGUCUCCAAGACAUACGAAUCCGGAUCUUCAGGAUCAUUAUCAGGAUUUUGAUAAGCACAACUCAAAUUAAAUAAACCAUUUUUGUACUUCAUACGUCACAAUACCACUGGCCUCAUCGUACCCUUCAAUCCGAGACUUUUGUCGUACUCAAUGUUCAUAUGUGAUUUUUCAUUGGAAAAAUAAAUUCAUUUUUACGCUUAAA